AAGGCUGCCUAGAUCUGUUUUGACAAGCGAUGGUGCAGACAGUACCAGUAGGAGAGAGGGAGCAUAAGUUGUUAGCAACAAACGCUCUGUUUAUUUAAGACAAGAGAGUGUAGCAAAUGACUUCUUACAGACUUCCGCGCAGUCAUCAAGUGAGGAUACUUAGUUCGACGUAUCUGAGGUCAUAUAAGUGUCUGCAGCUAUUCUAGCUUGUAGGAGAUACCUCGCUGGCAAAGUGAAUCUGGAGAGAGAAAGCCGAGAGUGGCAAGGCGAAUAUAGACUUACAUUGAAAUGAGAGAACGCAGAGCAAGUUAGCACAGAUGGGUAGAUUGUGCGAUGAUCGUCCAGGGAGACAGGAAAGAAGACAUGUGUAAAAUAACAACACAGCACGGUCUUCUUUUUCCAAACACCAUGACCCACUGAGUAGCGCAGGGGGAGCUCAGAGACGCAUUCAGAUCAGAGGUGAUUGUUCUACCUGUGCGUGGGGGGUUGCUGGUAGGGGCAUUUUAGCUAGCUUGCUAGCUAGCUUGAUGCCUCAGUUUUGGUAGAUUGUCAACCAACUUACUAGUGGAUGACUCGCUAGGGAGUAGAACGGCGGGAUGAGACGAGUGCCUCGCAUGGGAAGUUUAUAGUUCUUGUGGUAUUAAGACUUGUGCAACCAGCUGACGUGUUAGCUGUUGAAUAUAUUGUUAGCUAACAUCGGCUACCACUAAAGCUAAUGGAGUUAUAUGCGUUGUACAGCUAGCUAGAUGGAAAGCACAGGUUGCUUUGUUAGCGAGCUAGCUGUCUAAUAGGUUAGCAAGAGUUGAGGUAGCUGGCUAAAAAGGUGCGACACAGGAGAAAUAUUUUGUUUGGUUUUUAUUCAGACCGUUCUGGGUUUUCAGCCUUAGCUCAGUGUAACGUCAGUAAAAAUCAAGACAUCGUUAACAAAAGGACGAAAAACCCGAAGACGGAGAAAGGCUGGUGCUGGAAUUUGGAGGAACAUCUACAGUGGCAAACAUGAAGUCAGAUCGAGACACCUCGGAGGAGUUCUUUGAGUACGACGCAGAGGAGUUCCUGGUGCUCCUGUCGCUGCUGGUAACCGAGGGCCGGACUCCAGAAUGUUCCGUGAAAGGACGCACGGAGGGGCUCCACUGCCCGCCGGCGCAGUCCGCCCUGCCAGUCCACUCCAAGCACGAGUGCAGCGACAAGGUGGCACAGUGCUGCCAGGCGAGAAGGACGCGCUCAGAGGUCAUGCUCCUCUGGAGGAACAACAUCCCCAUCAUGAUCGAGGUGAUGCUGCUCCCAGACUGUUGCUAUAGCGAUGAAGGUCCCACCACGGAAGGGAAUGACAUCACCGACCCGGCCAUCAAGCAGGACGCGCUGCUGCUGGAGCGGUGGACCCUGCAGCCCGUUCCCAGGCAGAGCGGAGAUCGAUUCAUCGAGGAGAAGACCUUGCUGUUGGCGGUGCGGUCCUACGUGUUCUUCUCCCAGCUCAGCGCCUGGCUGAGCGCUUCGCAUGGCAUCGUUCCCAGGAACAUUCUGUAUAGGAUCAGCGCGGCUGAUGAGGAGCUGCUGUGGGACUUCUCCCAGCCCCCCACUGAGCACGCCUUCCCCGUCCCGAACGUCUCCCACAGUGUCGCCCUCAAAGUCCGCGUCCAGUCCCUCCCCCGACAACCCAACUAUCCGGUCCUCAAGUGCAGCAUUCACACCAGCCUGACCUUCUACGGGAAGAAGAGCUACGAGCAGGCGAAGCCCAGGCAGGGCGGCGACGUCACCGACGUCGACCAGCGAGGGUCGCCGUCCCGCCAUGCCCGGUCCCCUGCCCCGCAGGCCAUGGCCCAUUCGCGCCAGUACCCGCAACUGGAAGACCUUCCCUCUGGCAAAGCGGUGAAAUGGUUGUAUUCCAGACUCCACGGUUCCCCAGAGGGCUACGGACCGUCAGUUAAUGGGGCAGAAGGCUAUAAGAAGCCCACUCCGGAGGAAACCCUCAGAGCCUCCAAGUCUCCCUCCCUGCUAGAUCCGCUGGCUCCCCCCAGGCCUGGCAGCAGGCCGCCCCUGAUGGAGACCAACCCCCUGAUUGGCUCCCUGCUCCAGGAGAGGCAGGAGGUCAUCGCCCGCAUCGCCCAGCAUUUAAAUUACUGUGACCCCACCGCCCCCCACAUCCCCGACAGCCUGUUCGCCAGUCCAGAGACGCAGGGCCUCAAAUCCCUCUGGACGCCCCGCGAGGACGAGGACCUGUUCAGGAAGAGCAAGGAGUCCUGCGGCUCAGGCCAGGCCCAAGCCCCUGGCCGGGACCCCCCACAAGGCGCCCGUGAUGGGAGGAGCUGGACUUCUCCCUCAGACACGCCCCAGGGCUUUGCCGGCAAAGCCAGGACGGACGACGAGCCGAGACCUUCCUCUAAACCAGCCGCCUGCAGGAAGCUGCUGCUCCUGGACCCUACGGAAGCUUCUAGAAUAUCAGAGGCCGUACAGGACAUUUCCAGGCUGAUCCAGGACACCUUUCAGCAGUCCCAGAACAGGUGUACCAGCCUUCUGCACUGCACAUACAAGACCCACAAAGAGGGCAACGCACCAAAUAAAGGCGAGAGUGGCCAGAGCAAAGGGAGCGUGCCGCAGCAGGGCUCCUCUCCAGACACCCUUACUGCGAACAGCGGCGACUCGCACAUUUGCACAGACUCCACAAUUAGCAGAAUUAAUGUCGCCGACAGCACACGACAAGACUGCCCCCACCGACCUCAGGACCCCACCUGUGUAAAACUUGAAGACGCUGCGACGAAUCCGGAGCAGAAUGCGCCGCCCGGUUUCCAAAACGCCAAAAAGGGCCCUGGCGCCCUGCCGAGCGGUGAACGGUGUUCUCAACGGCCUGAACGCUCCUCUCCGAAAGACGUCACCCUUUCUGAAGACCGCGAGAAGCCCGAUCCACAGGGCGGUCGUUGGCGGGACGAGAACAAGGACCCUUCUGCACGUGGCACUUUGGGCAGCCUUAAGCAGAGAGCCAGCGGACUGGAGCGGGCGGUCCACGCGGAGGGGGCGCAGAACGGGGACGUCCUGAGACCAAACAGCCAGUCUCCCUUGAAACCUUGCAAUAUUUGGAAAAAGCAGAAUCGUCACUCCCUGGAUGGGACUGCCAUAAAAGCCUUCCACCCCCGCACCGGACUACCUCUGCUCUCCAGCCCUGUUCCUCAAAGAAGAACACAGACUGGCUACUUUGAUUUAGACACAUCACUAAUUCGCUGCAAUGGCUCGCCAUGGGCUGCCAACAGAAGAGUAUGCUUGAACAGACACAGUGACGCAGAUGAGCCAAACCAGCAGCUGUUCAGCACAAGCGCUCCCCCCGCGAGCCUCAGCCUUUUGGGGAACUUUGAGGAGUGUGUGCUGAACUAUCGUCUGGAGCCACUAGGAACGAUUGAGGGCUUCACUGCAGAGGUGGGUGCCAGUGGAACGUUUUGCCCCAGUCACAUGACCCUUCCAGUGGAUGUGUCAUUCUACAGUGUCUCCGAUGACAACGCACCUUCCCCAUACAUGGGGGUAAUAAACUUGGAGUCCCUUGGUAAAAGGGGUUAUCGAGUCCCUUCUUCAGGAACAAUUCAAGUGACCUUAUUCAAUCCCAACAAGACGGUGGUGAAGAUGUUUGUGGUGGUCUAUGAUCUGAGAGAGAUGCCUGCCAGUCACCAAACAUUCCUCAGACAGAGGACCUUCUCUGUUCCCGUAAAAAGGGAAACCAAUGGACAUGUUAGCAGGAAGACCCUCCCCCUGAGACAGGAGCGGACCUUGCGUUACCUCGUUCAUCUGAGGUUCCAGAGCUCAAAAUCUGGAAAGAUCUACCUCCACAGAGACAUCCGGCUCCUGUUUUCACGUAAAUCAAUGGAAGUGGACAGUGGUGCUGCCUAUGAGCUCAAGUCGUUUACAGAGUCCCCUGCUGAUCCUCGGUUCUCUCCCAGAUGCUAACCCUGUCUACAGUCUAUGGACCUUACAUUAAAUGAAAAUCUUGACCUACAUAUUUGCACAUGUGCACACAUAUAUGUGUAUGUGUGUGUAAGCCAGUUGGAAAUAGCUUGGUGGGCUAUUGGAAAGACCCAGAAGCCUUUUAAUCUAAAAUAAUUUAAUGGUUGGUUUGAUAGGUUCAGUGCAUCAUUUCUGAUCAGGCUGAUCAAAUCAAUUUUGAUUACCAACCAAUUCCAGUUUAAGACCUAAAUAUUUUCUUCUGAGGAUAUGCAGCAAAAUGCAACUGACCAUGAGCCACUUUGAUGAAGAAAAUAAACAAUCAAGUGAGACAAAGACAAGAUGACAUCAAAAGAGCACUGUGUAUUUCCACAAUAACUGGAAAUAAAAUUAGUCAUAUUCAAUUCUCAUGUUUUGUACUGUUACUGAACCACUUUACUGGAAGUGUUGCAAUAGAAAGAAAAUACAUUAGUAGCUUAGUGUUUACAUGUUUACUUUGUUGGUUAUUUAAUAUUUAAAAUAUUUCAUUUACUGCACAUGUAAUGUCUGUUAUUCUAAGCAUAAUGAUGUAGUGACAAACUGCGUAAAUCACACUAUGUAUUUUUGACAUUAAUAUUGAGAUCUGAAAUAUAUAUUAAAACCAUGUUUAAAAGUGUA
This is a messenger RNA of Anguilla anguilla (European eel), 4578 nucleotides long. RefSeq names its product protein FAM214A-like. The transcript is spliced from 12 exons. Lineage: Eukaryota; Metazoa; Chordata; Actinopteri; Anguilliformes; Anguillidae. The record is from RefSeq and is a predicted model, not a curated record. The coding region runs from base 997 to 3927 and encodes 976 amino acids.